This is a messenger RNA of Crotalus tigris (Tiger rattlesnake), 1774 nucleotides long. RefSeq names its product interleukin 1 receptor type 2 (gene IL1R2). NCBI's taxonomy places the organism in Eukaryota, Metazoa, Chordata, Lepidosauria, Squamata, Viperidae. The coding region runs from base 293 to 1198 and encodes 301 amino acids. Gene Ontology annotation, molecular function: interleukin-1 binding; interleukin-1, type II, blocking receptor activity. The record is from RefSeq and is a predicted model, not a curated record. The transcript has 7 exons.
UGCAGGUGAAAGUUCUCAUCAUGAUAGACAAUCCAUGGAAAGAAGAGUCUCCUCUUGUUGGUUCUUCUGAUUCUUCUUUCUCUUUAAUACAAAAUAAUUCUGUGUUUACACAGAUAACUGCCAAGAUCACACCAUAUACUCCUGGCCUACGUUUGUCCUGGAAGGAGAACCCACAGUCCUAAAAUGUCUACAAUACAAAAAUACAAAGCCUUUUGAUCUACCCCUUAACCUGACUUGGAAUAAAAAAGAUUCAUCAACUGUUAUCACUGCAGGAUUCAAGGGGGCAAGAAUAAUGUCACAAGGUGAUGCUGUCUGGCUUUUACCAACCAUUCUUCAAGAUAGUGGGGAAUACAUUUGCACUCGAAGAAGUUCCUCUUACUGCUCUAAAGUGUCAUUGCAUUUAAAAGUUGUCAAGAGAAGUGAAGCCAAUAAUAUUUCCUAUCCUCAGAAGGCAUUCCUGUUUAGUUCCGAAAAGAUAGUUUGUCCUAAUCUAGAAAAUUUUAUACAAAACAAUACCAAUUAUGAACUCAAGUGGUACAAGGACUCUACACGUCUGAACAUGGAUACUAAGAAGUUUGCAGCUCUGAAUGGCACUAAUUAUCUCUUGAUCAAUCCUAUUUCUAUGAAUGAUUCAGGCUAUUAUACUUGUGAAAUGACCUUUGAGUUUGAAAAGGAACAAUAUAAUAUUACCAGAACUAUUCAGCUACAGAUACUUGAACAAAAGAAAAAAAAUAUCCCUGUGAUUGUCAAUCCAGAUGAAAGGAUUACAUCAGCAGCUCUUGGUUCUCCACUCACCAUCCCAUGUAGAGUUUUUAUUGGAGCAAAUGACCAUUCUGAUUUUGAUGUCUGGUGGCUGGCUAACAACAGUUAUAUACAAAACAUUUACCCAGACAGAAGAAUUAAGGAAGGAGAAACUGGGAAAUUUGUAGAAAAUAACAACAGAUCUAUUGAGGUGCCAUUGAUCUUUGAUUCUAUCACAGAAGAUGAUUUUCAUACUGAUUUCAGAUGUGUGGCACAAAAUGGUAGUGGGAAUCGUGUACAAACAGUGACAGUCAAGGAAAAAAAGAAAGACCGCCAGUUGUCUUGGUACUUGGCAGUUACUCCUGUGGCCCUGGCUGUUCUCAUCAUAGGAGGAGUUUACUUAAAUAAAUACUGGAAGCAAAGAUCUACCAAGGGAUAUAUUGUGGCUAACUCCUAAUGAACAUACUUUUAUUUCUUGUACUUUUUUUAUUUUAGCAUCCUAAAUUAUUUUUCUCAUCUGUCCUAAGAUAUUUAGAAACCUUUUGGUUGUAAACAGAAAUGAAGCUGCUGUUUUGAUGCUUGUUGAAGGAAAUCUAAUGCAAGUUUCUAUAAUAGCAAAAAUAUAAUAAUUGUAAUUUUUUUAAUGUUACCUCUAAUUUUACCACUGAAACUUGAUGCAGAAAAGUAACUUUAACUGUAAAUUUAAGUUAUCAGCUACUAUCUUAUUUAGGUUUUAUAGCAAUGGGAGCAUGUGUGCAUAUUUUAUAAAGUAUAUUGAUUUUUUUAAAAAAAUAUGAUUAAAUGAAAAACAGAAAGAUGGGAAGAGAGAGACUUUGAGAGUGAUUAUAAAAAAGGCAGAUUUCUUUUUAAAAAAUUAAAGGAAAUUAAUCUUCCAAAGAAAGAAAAUUACAUAGUGAACCUCCAGAUAAGUUAUAAUUCUAAUUUUUCACUUCUUCGGUACCAAAACCUUAUUUUAUGUUUAUACUUGUUAAUGCUUAUGUUUUAAAUAUGUCUGAUUUUCUGUAAUUUUGGA